AUGGCGUGGUCAUCUGGCCUAUUCGGCCCCUGUGUGGCCCUCAUCCUGCUCUUUUUUGGUUUGGCCUCCUGUACUCCAUCUGGCCCGGCCUCCGCCACCUGCGCCACCCUGGAGCAGAGCCGCUUCUUCGGUGUGUUCACCUCCCCUGCCGCCCUGCCCUCCACGCCGUGCUCCUGGACCCUGCAGAACCCCGACCCACGCCGCUACACCGUCUACAUGAAAAUCACCAAGCCCACUGACACCUGCAUACCUCGCCAGAUCAGGACCUUCCAGUUCGACUCCUUCAUCGAGACCUCCCACACCUACCUGGGCAUGGAGAGCUUUGAUGAGGUGGUCCGCUUGUGCGACGCUUCAACCACCAUCACCUACCUGGAGUCAAGCAAGCAGUUCCUGCAGAUCCGCAAGGUGGCCCCGAUGAACGGCCUGGAGGUCGUGGAGCAGCAGACCGACGUCAGUACGUUCAAGGCCGAGUUUCUAGUCGUGGGGAAGAGGAACCCAAGCAUGCCCGCCUGCCAGAUGUUAUGCCAGUGGCUGGAGAAGUGCCUUUCCAGCAGCACCCAUGCCAACCCAUGUGGAAUCAUGAACACCCCCUGCCAGUGCUGGGAGAUCCCACAGAGGAAGCCAGGCAGCUGCUACAGAGGUGGUGUCUACGUUGAGAAAUGCCUCCCCAUCCCCAGAGACAACGGACGUGAUGCUGAGCUCAUCAAGGGAUGGAGCGGGUGGGGCCGUUGGUCAGAAUGCAGCCAGGAGUGUGGCGGUGGAGUCCAGGUGCACAGCCGAGCAUGUCAGCCAGAGGAUGGCAUAUGUGAGGGCGUCGUUGAGGAAGGGCGGGCCUGCAACCUUCAGCCCUGCAUUGGAAAAGUGCGCACCAGGAGUCAAGCCCUGCGUUCCAUCAUUGGCCUGAAGAGAGACAACACUGAUGAUACCAACACUGGAGCUGUUGCCACACAAACAGUGGAUGCCGUAACAGAUGAGUGGUCUUCCUGGAGCGUGUGCACAGUCACCUGUGGCAGUGGCUGGCAGAGCCGCACCCGUCUCUGUGUCACCUCCUCCUACACCACCCAGUGUACUGGACCCCUCCGGGAGAACCGCCCCUGCAACAACACAGCUGUCUGCCCCGUUGAUGGUGCUUGGGAUGAGUGGGCCCCCUGGAGCCUGUGUUCCUCCACCUGUGGUCGUGGCUACCGUGACCGCUCCCGCACCUGCAAGCAGCCCCAGCACGGAGGAGAGCCCUGCCAAGGUCCUGCCAAACAAACCAAGUUCUGCAACAUUGCCGUCUGCCCAGUGGAUGGAUUUUGGAACGAGUGGUCUGCUUGGAGUGAAUGCUCUACCACCUGCUCCAACGGCACCAAGCAGAGGACCCGGGAGUGCAACGGACCAUCCUAUGGCGGCUCUGAGUGCUUUGGCAGCUGGAAGGAGACGGCCAACUGCUUCCUAAAAGAGUGCCCUGUUGAUGGACGCUGGCAGCCAUGGAGCUCCUGGGGUAGCUGCAGUAAGACUUGUGGAGGAGGCUCCCAGCAGAGACAGAGGUUUUGUGAAGGGCCCUCAUUUGGUGGACUGCCUUGUCCCGGAGAGAAAGAAGAGCAGAGGCAUUGCAAUGAGAGGAGAUGUCCAGAGCCACAUGAGAUCUGUACCGAGGAGAACCAUGGAGAUGUUGUAUGGAAGAGAACCCCUGCCGGAGAUUCAGCUGCAGUCACCUGCCCCUCUGAUGCCUCAGGCUUGAUCCUGCGCCGGUGCACCCUCGAUGCUGUGGGUCUCGCCUUCUGGGAGAGCCCAACUCACAUCAAGUGUGUCUCCAAGAACUAUGAGACAAUUCAGAUGCUGAGUCGAGACUACGUUUCCAAGGCGCAGUCAAGGCAAGGGGUGGACGGGAUCUCUGAGGUCAUUUCACGCCUGAGGUUUUCUUCAGAUGAGGGGACCAAGUACAGUGGGGACCUCCUGGCCAUCAUUGAAAUCCUCAAGAACACCACUGUUCUUUACAAGGAGACCAGCCAGAGACUCAGCAACGCUGAUGUAGAGAACUCAGUCCAGACCAUCAGCAACUUACUGAAGGAGGAACAUCGUGACAAGUGGGAGGAGGCACAGCUGAUGGGCGCCAACGUCAAGGAGUUCUUGCGCCUCGUCGAAGACUUCGUGAACAUGAUCGGUAUGCAGAUGAGCGGCUUUCAGGACAUUUACGAAGUCACCGAAAAUUUAGUGCUGAGCAUCCAUAAGCGCCCCGCUAGUAUGACCUCCAACUUCACCUUCCCUGUGAAGGGCUGGAGGGGCAUGUUGGACUGGGUCAGGACCUCAGAGGAGAAGAUCACUGUGUCCCGCAAUGCUCUGUCCGUUGACCAGUCUGAGAGCACCACUGCAUUUGUGGCUGGCAUCGUUCUCUACAGGAACCUGGGGUCCAUCCUGUCCUUCCACAGCAACAGCACACUCCUCAACUCCAAGGUGGUGACAGUGACCGUCAAGCCCAAUCCGACUCUUCUGUCCUCUCCCGUUGAGAUUGAGUUCCCCCACCUCCACAAUGGUACCAUCAACGAGACCUGCAUCUCCUGGGAUGAGAGUGAAACGUCUUCUCUGCUCGGAUCUUGGGCUGCUCGGAGCUGCAGGACUCUCUCCGUCGAUUCAUUCAGAACCAAAUGCGUGUGUGACAGCCUCUCCACCUUCGCCAUUUUAGCGCGGAUCAACCCCGAUUCGAUCAUGGACAAGGCACUGCUUCCAUCCGUGACUCUCAUUGUUGGCUGUGGGGUCUCCUCGCUCACCCUGCUACUCCUCAUCAUCAUCUACGUCUCUGUGUGGAAGUACAUUCGCUCCGAGCGCUCCGUCAUCCUAAUCAACUUCUGCCUCUCCAUUAUAUGCUCGAAUGCCCUCAUUCUCGUUGGACAGACUCAAGCUCGCAACAAGGUGGUGUGCACUCUUGUAGCUGCCUUCCUCCACUUCUUCUUCCUCUCCUCUUUCUGCUGGGUGCUGACGGAAGCUUGGCAGUCCUACAUGGCUGUCACAGGCCGUCUUCGCAACCGUAUCAUCCGCAAGCGCUUCCUGUGCUUGGGCUGGGGGCUUCCAGCGUUGGUGGUGGCUGUUUCUGUGGGUUUCACCAAGGCUAAGGGAUAUGGCACCGUUAACUACUGUUGGCUUUCUCUCGAGGGCGGCCUCCUCUACUCCUUUGUUGGUCCCGCUGCGGCCGUUGUUCUGGUGAACAUGGUCAUUGGUAUUCUGGUCUUCAACAAGCUGGUAUCCAAGGACGGCAUCACUGACGUGAAACUGAAGGAGAGAGCCGGGGCGUCGCUGUGGAGCUCAUGCGUGGUUCUGCCCCUGCUUGCCCUCACCUGGAUGUCUGCUGUCCUGGCCAUCACGGACCGCCGCUCUGCCCUCUUCCAGAUCCUUUUCGCUGUUUUCGAUUCCCUGGAAGGGUUCAUCAUUGUCAUGGUCCACUGCAUUUUGCGCAGAGAGGUUCAAGAGGCUGUUAAAUGCAGAGUUGUUGAUCGUAAGGAUGACGGCAAUGGAGAUUCUGGCAGCUCUCUUCAUAAUGGCAACACCCAGCAUAAACAGUCUGAUUUUGAAAAGGAUGGUGAUUCCAGCAGACAAGGUAUGAAGAGUUCAUCUGAAGAGAAAAUGCCCCCACCCCAGCUGCCCCUCCCCAUGGGAUCCAACUUCCACACUCUCCCAUCCAACCCCAGCAAGAGUCACAUGCAGGCCGUUCCCGAGUAUUCAAGCCACACCCUCACCCUGAAGAGAGAGAAGAGUCGGCUGGCGGGGGGAGUCGACCCAUCCUGCGGGAAACCCGUGUACGUCUGCGAUGGAGAGAUCUUCAAGCAGCUGGAUGCCAACCUCGUUCGCAGUCAGGCCGAGGGCAGCAUGUCCGAUGGCAGCGGUUAUGUCCUCAUGCCAAACACCACCUCUACUUUGAGGUCCAAGCCCAAGGAUGAGCCAGCAAAGUACAAUAUCAGUAUGGAGAUGCCACAGACCAGGCUGGUGCACCUUAGCGGGCCUUUUGCCGAACCCCAGGCAGCCUUUGCGGUCAAGUCACUUCCAGCUGAUCAGGUCAGCGUGUCCUAUUCAGAACGAGACUCACCCGUCCAGAAUAUCCACAACAUGUCCAGCGAGUCCCACAUCACCCACAGCAGCCUGGAGAACACCUUUGAGUCCAUGAACUCCAUGAUGUCCAAGAGCGAGACCAUUUCUACGCUGUCCAUGAGCUCUCUGGAGAGACAGAAGUCCCGUUACGCUGAGUUAGAUUUUGAGAAAAUCAUGCACACAAAGAAGCGCCACCAGAACAUGUUCCAGGACCUGAACAGGAAGUUACAUCUUGCUGAGAAAGACAGAGAAUCCCCUGCUUCUGACUGCAAGUCUGUGAGAUGGAGUGUGUCUUCAGGAGGAAGUGACAAAACGAACCACAGCGACAAACAGCAGCCCAACAUAGAGAGGCCGUGGGAUGGAGUCCGGGGAAUGCAGCAGUCCCCCCCGGCGUGGGUGCGGAAAGACCUGGAGCCCCUGGCCGCCUCCCCACUGGAGCUGCACUCGGUGGAGUGGGAGAAGGCCGGCACCCCGAUCCCACUGGUGGGGCAGGACAUCAUCGACCUGCAAACAGAGGUCUGA
This is a messenger RNA of Lampris incognitus (smalleye Pacific opah), 4584 nucleotides long. Its product is annotated as adhesion G protein-coupled receptor B1-like. Gene Ontology annotation, biological process: cell surface receptor signaling pathway; G protein-coupled receptor signaling pathway; negative regulation of angiogenesis. The record is from RefSeq and is a predicted model, not a curated record. The transcript has 31 exons. The coding region runs from base 1 to 4584 and encodes 1527 amino acids. Gene Ontology annotation, molecular function: G protein-coupled receptor activity. Gene Ontology annotation, cellular component: plasma membrane. NCBI's taxonomy places the organism in Eukaryota, Metazoa, Chordata, Actinopteri, Lampriformes, Lampridae.